Molecule: messenger RNA, 3792 nt
Organism: Vicia villosa (hairy vetch)
Lineage: Eukaryota; Viridiplantae; Streptophyta; Magnoliopsida; Fabales; Fabaceae
Product: putative disease resistance protein RGA3
Exons: 1
Coding region: 152-3202 (1016 amino acids)
Biological process (GO): defense response to other organism
Molecular function (GO): ADP binding
Source: RefSeq, a predicted model, not a curated record
UCAUAUUGGGUGGAAUGUUGACUUGACAAAGUCUAUCCCAAAACAUCUCCUACCACUCACUCACUCACUCCUUAAUACAUCUUCAUUUCUCAACCAAAAACAAACAAGCUUUUUCUCGCGUUUACAUUCUUUUGAGUUAGAAAUUUGAAAGAUGACUGAGGCUGUGCUUGAACUUGUGCUUCACAAUUUGAACUCACUCGUUCAGAAGGAGAUUGGCUUAUUUCUUGGUUUUGAUCAAGACUUUAAUAGUCUUUCCAGCUUGCUGACAACAAUCAAGGCUACUCUUGAAGAUGCUGAGGAGAAACAAUUCACUGACAGAGCAAUCAAGGAUUGGCUGCUUAAGCUCAAAGAUGCUGCUUACGUCCUCGACGACAUCUUGGACGAGUGUGCCACUCAAGUGCUGGAGAUGGAGUCUAAAGGACUGUCGCACAAGGUACAAAGCUCUUUAUUAUUCUCUUUUCAUCCAAAGCAUGUUGCUUUCCGUUACAAAAUUGCUAAGAAAAUGAAGAACAUAAGAGAGAGAUUAGAUGAAAUUGCUGAAGAAAGGACCAAAUUUCAUUUGACUGAGAUUGUUAGAGAGAAGAAAAGCGGAGUCCUUGACUGGCGCCAAACAACUUCAAUCAUUACUCAACCUCAAGUCUAUGGAAGAGAUGAAGAUAAGGAUAGAAUUAUAGACUUUUUGGUCGGUGAUGCUUCAAGUGUCGAGGAUUUAACUGUUUAUCCAAUAGUUGGUCUUGGUGGACUUGGAAAAACAACACUUGCCCAAGUUAUAUUCAAUCAUGACAACGUAGUCAGUCAUUUUGAGCUGAGAAUCUGGGUAUGUGUUUCUGAAGAUUUUAGUUUGAAGAGAAUGACAAAAGCCAUCAUUGAAUCAGCAACUGGCCAUGCUUGUGCAGAACUAGAUCUAGAGCCAUUACAAAGAAAACUUCUAGAUUUUCUAAAAGGAAAAAGGUAUUUGCUAGUGCUGGAUGAUGUAUGGGAUGAUGAGCAAGAGAAUUGGCAGAGGUUGAAAUCUGUAUUGGCAUGUGGGGGAAAAGGCACAUCAAUUUUGGUCACCACUCGUCUUGUAAAGGUUGCAGCAAUCAUGGGAACAAUACCCCCUCAUGAUUUAUCUACGCUAUCAGACACCGAUUGUUGGCAAUUAUUGAAACAAAGAGCCUUUGGACCAAAUGAGGAAGAGAGUGACGAACUUGUGGUCAUAGGAAAGGAGAUAGUAAAGAAGUGUGGGGGAGUGCCUCUUGCGGCAAUGGCAUUAGGAAGUUUCUUGCGUUUCAAAAGAGAGAAAAUAGAGUGGCUCAAUGUCAAGGAAAGCAAGCUAUGGAAUUUACAAGGUGAAGAUCAUGUCAUGUCUGCCUUAAGAUUAAGCUACUUGAAUUUGCCAGUAAAAUUGAGACCUUGUUUUGCCUUGUGCGCACUGUUUCCCAAAGAUGAAAUAAUAAACAAGAAGUUUUUGAUUGAUCUUUGGAUGGCUAAUGGGUUCAUUUCAUCCAAUGCAAUGCUGGAAGCAGAAGAUAUCGGGAAUGAGGUGUGGAAUGAGUUAUAUUGGAGAUCAUUUUUUCAAGAUAUACAGAAAGAUGAUGUUGGUGAAAUUAAAAAUUUUAAAAUGCACGACCUUGUUCAUGAUCUUGCUCAAUCUAUUGCAGAAGACGUUAGUUGUUGCGUUACGGAAACAAGCCUAUCUAAAAGAAUCCACCACCUCUCGAUUUAUAGUUGGAAAUCAUUGGGGUUAGUCAGUUCAAUACAGUUGCAUGGAAUCGAAGCAUUGAGGACCUUUUUAAUGCGUCAAUACAAUUGUUCACCACCUCAAGUACUAAAAGGUUAUUCUUUACGAGUACUUGACCUCCAACAAAUGAAAGAGUUGCCGUCUUCGAUUUGUCGUUUAAAACAUCUAAGAUACUUAAAUCUUUCUUAUGGAGAAUUCAAAACUCUUCCAGAAUCCUUAUGCAAGUUACGGAAUUUGCAGAUUUUAAAGUUAGAUUCUUGUCAAAGCCUCCAAAGGCUGCCGUAUGGGUUGGUACAGCUGAAAGCUCUACAACAUCUAUCUUUGAAGUACUGUAACUCACUAACAAGCUUGCCUCCACAUUUAAGGAAAUUGGCUUCCCUAAAAACUUUAAGCAGGUAUGUUGUUGGCAAGAAAAAAGGGUUUCUGUUGGCAGAACUAGGACAAAUGAACCUUGAAGGAUACCUUUUCAUUAAACACUUGGAGAGAGUUAAAAGUGUGAUGAAUGCCCAAGAAGCUAAUAUGUUGAGAAAGCGCCUGAACAGAUUGCAAUUGUCAUGGGAGAUAAAUGAAGAGUCCCAAUUACAAAAAAAUGUUGAGGAGAUUCUUGAAGUGCUUCAACCUCAAACACGGCAACUUGAGUUUCUGACAGUGGUAGGAUAUACAGGUGCCUAUUUUCCACAAUGGAUGUCUAGUUCUUCUCUAAAUUUUUUAACUAGGUUAGUUCUCAUUGAUUGCAAAAGAUGUUUACACCUUCCACACUUGGGGAAACUUUCUUCUCUACAGAAUUUAGUAGUAUGUAACAUGAGUCAUGUAAAAUACCUAUAUGAAGAAUCAUGGAAUGGUGGAGUUGCAAGAGGUUUCACAAAACUAGAAUAUUUGAGACUAGAGGAGUUACCAAACCUGGUGAGGUUAUCAAGGGAGGAGGAUAUAGAUAACAUGUUUCCGUGCCUUUCAAUAUUUGAAAUUGUCAACUGUCCUAUACUGUUGGAAUUACCUUGCCUUCCAUCUCUCAGUGAUUUGUAUGUAGGAGGGAAAUGCAGCCAACAUUUACUAAGUUCAAUUCAUAAACAUCAUACUCUUGAAAUCCUUCGGUUCAGCAAUAAUGAAGAGCUAAGUUUCUUUCCAGAUGGGAUGCUAAGAGACCUCACUUGUCUAAAGAAUCUUGAUAUCUAUGACCUUUCCAAACUGGAGCAGCUCCCAGAUGAAGUAUUACAUGGGUCUGCACUUCAAUAUCUAUCAUUGAGUAAUCUUCCAAACCUAGCAUCCAUACCUGACUGGAUAGGAAACCUAGGCUUGCUUCACAAAUUGGAGGUUUCUAAUUGUCUAAAGCUGACAUGUCUUCCCAUGAGCAUUCAACGCCUUACUAGUCUGAAAACUUUGGAAAUUCAUGGCUGCAGUGACUUAGGGAAACGAUGUAAAGAGAACACUGGUGAGGAUUGGCAUAAAAUAGCUCACAUCCAAUUCAUUCAUGUUGAAUAAGAGAUUUAGUUUUUUUUUUUAUAUAAAACAAUUUGUUAGUUUUUAAAUUUUGAAAAUAAUCAAUUUUAUUUUAUUACUUAAAUAGCAUAUUAGAUUGAGAUUUUAAAAUACUUUUUGUUGAUAACAGAGAUGUGAUAUUCAAUCACAAUUUUUAUAAAACUCAAAUAAAUGUUAUGGUAGUUAUAAUUGUUUCCAGUUGACCAAAAUAGUAUACAUUGCUUAAGAAUCAUUUCUAAUGACGGUUCUCACAUAACAACAGACAUUACACCAUAAACUUGAGUUCAAUUGGAAUAUGUUAGAUUUAGUGUUUGGGAUUUGGUGCAAAACAUGAUCAAGACAAAGGUAAAAAUUGUGAUAAAAAAUUUUCAUUAAAUAAAAUUAAUCAUUAUCAUUGCUUAAAUAAAUAUUUUAAAAAUCUCUCCAACAGAACAUGUCCAUUAACCUCGCCCCUUAACCUCGACUAGAAGAUAACUAUUCUAUCUAUCAAAAAUAAGUUUCACAUUACUUAAAAAUUGAGGCCGAUGAUUAAAACAAUAAUAAAUCUAUUAAUUUUAAUGAAUUCUUCUAUGAAAUGAAUUUUAAAUAAAAGA